CGGCAGAUUCAUCUGAGCGAAUCCACUCUAGUCUUAGAGAUAACUUUGAGUUAAAAAUGGCAUUCGCCGGACUUCUGACUGAUGCUGACAUCACUGCAGCCCUUGCAGCUUGCUCAGCUGCCGACUCUUUCAAGCACAAGGACUUCUUUGCUAAGGUCGGCCUGGCUGCCAAGUCUGCUGAUGACAUCAAGAAGGCCUUUGCCGUCAUUGACCAGGACAAAAGUGGCUUCAUUGAGGAGGAUGAGCUGAAGCUGUUCCUGCAGAACUUCUCUGCCGGUGCCAGAGCUCUGACCGAUGCUGAGACAAAGACCUUCCUUAAGGCCGGUGACUCUGAUGGUGACGGCAAGAUCGGAGUUGAUGAGUUCGCCGCCAUGGUCAAGGGUUAAACAGACAAACCGACCAACAACUUACAUCACAACUCUAAAGGAACAACUUGAGCCAAGACAUACUCUUCCUCUCUUCUUCUCCUCUUCCCAUUCACUCUCUCUCUCUUUAGUCAUCUCUCAGCACCACUUUUAUACAUUUGACCUUUGACAUCCCGACCACAGACAAACCGCCCUCUUUCUCUCUCUGAGGUCGUGCUCACCCCAGUGCUAUCCAUGAAUGUACCUGACUAAAUGUAUGGCGUGGUUGACUUGUGUCUUUCUCUCUCUCUCUCUCACUUCUGUCGUCGUUUUUCUGUGUGAUAUUUGAGUACUGUGAGAUCAGCAAUGGUGCACUUUUACGGGAAACGGACAGACGAGAAAAAAUAAAGGUUCUUUUUCAGUA
This is a messenger RNA of Melanotaenia boesemani (Boeseman's rainbowfish), 768 nucleotides long. RefSeq names its product parvalbumin alpha. Gene Ontology annotation, cellular component: cytoplasm; nucleus. Gene Ontology annotation, molecular function: calcium ion binding. The transcript is spliced from 5 exons. The record is from RefSeq and is a predicted model, not a curated record. The coding region runs from base 57 to 386 and encodes 109 amino acids. Lineage: Eukaryota; Metazoa; Chordata; Actinopteri; Atheriniformes; Melanotaeniidae.